Molecule: messenger RNA, 942 nt
Organism: Sarcophilus harrisii (Tasmanian devil)
Lineage: Eukaryota; Metazoa; Chordata; Mammalia; Dasyuromorphia; Dasyuridae
Product: olfactory receptor 6B3-like
Exons: 1
Coding region: 1-942 (313 amino acids)
Biological process (GO): G protein-coupled receptor signaling pathway
Cellular component (GO): membrane
Molecular function (GO): olfactory receptor activity; G protein-coupled receptor activity
Source: RefSeq, a predicted model, not a curated record
AUGAAAGGAAAGAACAUCAGCCACAUCAGUGAAUUCAUUCUCCUAGGCUUCCCCACAUCACCACGGCUCCAGUAUCUGCUUUUUCUUCUCUUCCUUUUUGUUUAUCUCUUUGUUUUCUUAGAGAACUUCAUUAUCAUCUUCACUGUCUGGGUCAAUAUCUCCCUUCAUAAGCCUAUGUACUAUUUCUUGGGCAAUAUGUCAUUCCUGGAAGUUUGGUAUGUCUCUGACAUCAUUCCCAAGAUGCUGAGUGGUUUUCUCUUUCAGCAAAAAAGCAUUUCAUUUGUUGGAUGCAUGAUCCAGUUGUACUUCUUCCUUUCUCUUCUCUGCACUGAGUGUGUCCUUCUGGCCUCCAUGGCUUAUGACCGCUAUGUAGCCAUCUGUUUCCCACUCAGGUAUGGAGUAAUCAUGACUACAAGGCUAUGUGUAAAGCUGGUGGUCUUUUCCUAUGCAACUGCCUUCACCAUCUCUGUGAUCAAGGUCUACUUUAUCUCUCAUGCCACAUUCUGUGGGUCUAGUGUCAUUAACCACUUUUUCUGUGAUAUCUCCCCUAUCCUUAAACUAGCUUGCACAGACUUCUCAACAGCUGAACUUGUAGACUUCAUCCUGGGGUUCAUCAUACUGGUGUUCCCACUCAUUUCUACCAUGCUGUCAUAUGGCUACAUCUCUUUAACUGUCAUUCGGAUCCCAUCAUCCACUGGCCGCUGGAAAGCCUUCUCUACAUGUGCUUCUCAUCUCAUCGUUGUUAUCAUUUUCUAUACAGCUUUGAUCUUCAUAUAUGUUCGUCCCCAGGCCAUUGACCAAAAGAGUUCCAACAAAUUGAUUUCAGCUCUAUACACUAUUGUAACUCCAAUUGUGAAUCCUCUGAUCUAUUGCCUGAGAAAUAAGGAAUUCAAGAAUUCCCUGAAAAAGACUCUGCGAUUAGUUCAUACUCUUGAAAAAUGA